AUGGGGCAGAGCUAUUCUCUCACGACGCCAUACGCCGGCUCGGCCGGCAUCGAUGUGCCCGAGCUUUCCGACCUCGUACACGAACGGUCUCUCGGCGAUGCGCGCUUCAUGAAGGCCAUCCGUGCUCGCAGCUACGAUGGCCUGGUCCUGGCCAAGGUGACGGUCAAGCCGCAUACGCCCAUGUCACUGAAGUCAUACGGCGCCAAGAUCCUGCAAGAAACGGACAAACUACGAGACGUCCCCAACGCCCUGGCCUUCGAGCGCGCCUUCGAAACCGAGACGAAUGCGUACCUUGUCCGCCAGUUCAUGUACAGCUCGCUCUACGACCGUUUGUCCACCCGGCCGUUCCUAGAGGAUAUAGAGAAGAGGUGGAUCGCAUUCCAGCUGCUGUGUGCUCUGCGCGACUGUCAUGCCCGCGACGUGUACCACGGAGACAUCAAGACGGAGAACAUACUGGUUACGUCGUGGAACUGGGUUUACUUGACUGACUUCACGGGCUCUUUCAAGCCGACAACCCUCCCCGACAACAACCCUGCGCUCUACUCCUACUUCUUCGAUCUCUCGGGCCGCCGGACGUGCUACAUAGCACCCGAACGCUUCCUCGCCCCGGGCGAGGAGCCCAAGGGCAGCGGCAAGAUCACAUGGGCUAUGGACAUGUUCAGCGCGGGUUGCGCCAUUGCCGAGAUGUUCCUGGAAGCUCCCAUCUUCAGUCUCAGCCAGCUGUUCAGGUUCCGGCGUGGCGAGUACGAUCCUGUCAUAUCCCAUCUCAGCAGGAUAUCCGACCCAGGCCUCAAGGAGAUGCUCUCGAGCAUGUUGGCCUUGGACCCGGAGAAACGCUACUCUGCUGAGCAAUACCUGGACAUAUUCAAGGCCAAAGUCUUCCCCGAAUAUUUCUACACAUUUUUGCACCAGUACAUGGAGCUUCUCACCGAUUCCUCCUCGGGGCGCGCACCUGUAUCAGGGGCGGCCAAGAACCUCGGCGAAACUGACGAGCGGAUAGACCGUGUGUUUUAUGACUUUGACAAAAUUUCCUACUUCCUGGGCUACCACGAUGGCAAGCCCUCCACCGAGGUGGCGCCUUUCAACCCGCGUUUGGGCUUAGGUCUCUUUCCCGUGAGGCUGAAUAUUCCCAACAAUGAGCAUUUCGUCUCCGCUUCCGCGCAGCCGGCAGCCGACGACGGGACUUUGAUAUUUCUCUCUUUAGUUGCAGCGUCCCUGAGGCAUACCGCACGCGCUGCGUCUAAAGUGAGAGCCUGCGACGUGAUGCUGGCCUUCUCCGAGAGACUGACGGAUGAGGCAAAAUUGGACAGGGUUCUCCCUUACCUUAUGAUGCUACUCAAUGACGAUGUCGAUACCGUAGCUAUUGCAGCUCUGAGAUCGGUCACACAACUUCUAGCCAUGGUCACUGUAGUGACACCUGUCAACGCACAUGUCUUUCCAGAAUACAUCAUGCCUAGGAUGCAGGUGUUCCUUUCCGGAGCCUCGCGACAGCCAGUCAUGGGCAAGGAGCGUAGAGAGCCAACACCUCUGGUUAGAGCCACAUAUGCCUCCUGUCUAGGUAGCUUGGCUAGCACGGCUCGCAGGUUCCUGGAAAUGACGGCGAUAUUGCGUGCAGAAGGGUCUAUCGCAACGGCCGAUCCGGAAAUCGAAGCCGGCAGUGACGCUGAGGCAGCCUUUGAUAACGUGUUUGACAAUGCAUCACAGGAGCUUGUGGAUCUCUUUGAAAUCCAUGCCAAAGCUCUGGUCGAAGAUUCGGAUGCAGCUGUCAGGCGCGCGUUCCUCAGCUCUGUCCCCGAGCUCUGCAUGUUCUUCGGAAGUGCAGAGUCCAACGAUAUCCUGCUGACGCAUCUGAACACGUACUUGAACGACCGAGAUUGGAUGCUGAAAUGUGCUUUCUUCGAGACAGUUGUCGGCAUUGCUACUUUCCUAGGUAGCACGAGCCUGGAAGAGUUCAACUUACCACUAAUGGUUCAGGCUUUGACCGAUCCGGAGGAGCAUGUAGUCCAAGCAGCACUACACUCUCUCGCCGAGUUGGCAAACCUUGGUCUCCUAUCAAAGGCGAAAAUUUGGGAGCUCCUCGAUGUCGUGGGUCGCUUUACGGUACAUCCGAACCUGUGGGUUCGCGAAUCCGCGGCGGAGUUCUUGUCAAGUGCUACCAAACUCCUGUCCCCCGCCGAUAUAAGGUGUAUCGUUCUGCCUCAUAUUCGCCCUUUCCUGAAAGAUGCCAUAAUUCCCGACUUUUCUGAGCUGGGGCUGCUUGAUGCUUUGAAGAAGCCACUCUCACGGACGGUCUUCGAUCAGGCCUUGGUAUGGGCACAGAAGGCAGACAAGAGCUUGUUUUGGAAGACUAUACAGAGACAGAAACAGUCUACAUUUACUAUCACUUCCAUGGGAAUGGCGAGGGGGUCGCGCGAGCCUCAAGCCUUGGCUCUCAGCAAAUUAUCGAAAAGCGAGGAAGACGAGCAAUGGCUUCUACGCUUGCGUAAUUACGGGCUUACUCAAGAAGACGAAUUUAAGCUCUUGGUACUAAGAGAGUUCAUUUGGAGGUUAAGCCAGAUGAAGAGCCGUGACGGUGCUACGACGGAAGGCACUUCUACUGGCUUGACACCAAUACUCACUCUGCGCAGUAUACUUGAGAAUGAGAAAUUCCAGGUCCAAACAAUCAUGUUCGAUGACACGAUAGCACCUGAGCAACCAUCCCAACCAGCUGGCCAACGUCCAAUUCCCGACAAAGGGCCUUACACCAUUGCUGACGCCCUCCUGGAUGCAUCCAUGACCAUAGACGAGCCGGUCGGUCGACGGAAGACAGCUGCUAUCAACAGCCACCGGUCUAGAUUGAGUAUCCAAGGCGGUAUCGUAUCACCUCGAACGUCAUUAUCGCCUACAGGCACGCACUCCUCGUCUCCUGUCGAUGGUCGUGGCGGGUUUGGCGACUCCCGGCGCGCAUCAUCUGCCGUUCGCGGACGAACCUCGGAGAGGGGCGAAGACGUGACACCCUCAGAUAGACCAUUCUCUGCCCGUCGCGCAGUCCGACAACAGUCCAGUGCGCUUGAUCUAUUGAGAAAAGACAGUAACAGGUCCAUGGCGGAGACCAGCACAACUGAAACGAACGCGUUCGGUGAAGUUGAAGGACCGUUUGUACAGAAUCCCCCGAAGAUAGCAUUGCCCGGGGCCGCUCAGGAGAAUGUCGAUUUGAAUACCAGAAGCGGCCAACCUACUAGGCAGAGAGCCUCGCAUACGUACGAAGGAAACGACCCUAAUAUUUUAAAGAUGUUGGAUGGCAUGUUCAUUGAUAACUACCCACAUGACAUUGCUGAGUUUGGUCCACUCGUCGCACCGGUGUCCCGACGGACUGCCAAGAGCAUGGCUCAACCACAACAAGACGCAUGGAGACCAAGCGGAAGACUCAUAGCAACCUUUUCGGAACAUAUAGGGGCAGUCAACCGAAUUGUUGCUUCCCCUGAUCAUAUGUUUUUCAUCACAGGAGGCGACGACGGUGCCGUCAAGGUCUGGGACACCGGAAGACUUGAACGAAAUGUUUCCCAUCGCUCUCGGCAAACUCACAAACAUGGGCAGGGGGCUAGGGUUGUCGCCUUAUGCUUCAUAGAGAACACACACAGCUUCAUAAGCUGUGCGACCGAUGGUUCGGUACACAUUGUCAAAGUCGACACGAUACAUUCCAGCGGAUCGCCGAAGUAUGUUCGCCUGCGGCUGCUUCGUGAGUACCAACUGCCGGCCGAUGAAUAUGCAGUUUGGUGUACCCAUUUUAAGCUGGAUCUCCCUUCCGUUCUACUGAUCGCUACGAACCGUUCGCGUAUUCUGGCUAUCGAUCUAAGGACCAUGACUCUUCUCUACGCGCUUGAGAACCCUGUGCACCAUGGUUUCCCAACGUGCUUUGUGGUGGACCGCAAACGCCACUGGCUUUUGCUCGGAACAUCACAUGGCGUGCUGGACCUAUGGGAUCUGCGAUUCAAACUACGGCUCAAGAGCUGGGGCAUUCCAGGCAAAACUCCCAUCCACAGACUUUCCCUCCACCCCAGCAAAGGCCGCGGAAAAUGGGUCUGCGUGGCUGGCGGCACCGGCCUUCCCGAAGUAACCGUUUGGGAUCUCGAGAAGACGCAAUGCCGGGAGAUAUAUCGCGCAGCAGGGUCAUCCUCUUCCAAGGAAGGGCCACGAGAAUACAAGGCUUGGGAUGUCGACGAAGAUAAGCCUGAGGGCAUGCUUGGCCGUUUUGCUACGAGCAUCGAGCCUUCCGCUGCUAGCGCCACAGACCGCUGUGUACGUGCCAUGGCCGUAGGCAGCGGGGCUUCUGGAUCCGAUGAGCGUGAUGUACGUUAUGGCUACAUAGUCACAGGGGGUGGCGACAAGAAGCUUCGGUUCUGGGACCUUAACAGGGUGGAGCAAUCCAGUGUCUUCAGUGGUCUACUGGGCGACAACCAAGACGCUCCGGCCGGGGCCAAGCCUGUUUUCAUGGCACAGACGUCGCCCAACAAUCCCGGCCUCGUUCUGAACCUCGAGCGGAUUCCCAAAUCCUCAGACCAGAAAGGGGGCAAGGACGGAGAGGCAUCGACGAGAAAGAAGGAAAAGCCACCCCGGCACACUGUCAUCUCGGCAGAGCAGGCCAGACUGCUGAGGAGCCAUCUCGAUACUGUCCUCGACAUAGCCGUGCUGGAGCACCCGUACACAAUGACGGUCUCGGUGGACCGCUUGGGCGUCAUCUUUGUGUUCCAGUAG
This is a messenger RNA of Neoarthrinium moseri, 4734 nucleotides long. RefSeq lists its product as uncharacterized. The record is from RefSeq and is a predicted model, not a curated record. Gene Ontology annotation, cellular component: nucleus-vacuole junction; phosphatidylinositol 3-kinase complex, class III, type II; phosphatidylinositol 3-kinase complex, class III, type I. Bases 1 to 4734 code for a protein of 1577 amino acids. The transcript has a single exon. Gene Ontology annotation, biological process: protein phosphorylation; protein targeting to vacuole; macroautophagy. NCBI's taxonomy places the organism in Eukaryota, Fungi, Ascomycota, Sordariomycetes, Amphisphaeriales, Apiosporaceae. Gene Ontology annotation, molecular function: ATP binding; protein serine/threonine kinase activity; protein binding.